AUGGAGCGGAACGCGCGGGAGGCGCACGAGGAGCAGGAAGGCGCCCGCCUGGAGAAGGCAGAGGCAAAUAGGGCAGAGGCCGCCGCUUUGAAGAAACUAGCGGAGGCCGAGGCCGCCGCCGCGGCGAAGAAGCAGGCCGAGGAAGCCGCACGCCGUCAGUCGGCGAUGUUUGUCACUCCCCUGAACUCCGCGCCGCCACCACCGGAGUUCGUGGCGCAGACUGGGGAAGCCAGUGGCGAGCACCCUAUCAUGGAGAGGGACAGCGGCGACGUCACCAUGCCGGAAGUAAUUGUGCCCCCGCCACCACCUUCUGAGGAGGCGCGAGACAAGCAGCCGGCCGACCCGCCGGCGCCACCAGCCGGAAACGAGAUAGUGACGGGCCCGACUCCUGGGGUCCUUAUACCCUUAUGCCGCCGGCUCGCAAAGGCGGCCUCGGCGCCACGCCCGCUGGAGACUGGCGCCGCAAGCUCCUCGAUCCCGGACACCGAGGCGACCAGCGCUGCGCCCACUGGGUGGGUGCGGGGAGGCGGGACGGGCCCUCUGAACAAGGCGAUCCUGGACGUUCAAGCCAAACUCCGCGCCGAAGCCGACAUCCUUAAGCACUGCAACAAGACGUUCCUGGAAUCGCGAGAGGCCAUCCGGGAUUAUCAUAACCUCUGUGCGGCCGCCUUCAACUCCAAAGUCCAGGAGUUGGAUCAAUGUGCCGCCGACUUGUCGGAGAGCCGGAAGGCCAACGCCACCCUUCAGCAGCAGCUGGGUGAAGCCAACACCGUGUUGCGUGCCAAAGAAGCAGAAUGCAACAAGCUGGUCGAAGAGCGUGACCUGUUGACUUCUUCCCUGGUCAUUCUGACGCCGCCAAUCAGGCCAUCGAAGCUGAUCCCGAAGGACAGAGGGCAGAAGGCGCACAAAUUGCCUCCAACGCCCCCCGGACCCUUAGCGAGCAGCUCCUGA
Molecule: messenger RNA, 951 nt
Organism: Aegilops tauschii subsp. strangulata
Lineage: Eukaryota; Viridiplantae; Streptophyta; Magnoliopsida; Poales; Poaceae
Source: RefSeq, a predicted model, not a curated record